CUCUGCCUUUUUAACUACUCAUACGUAGGGAUACUGUGAGGAUGUCUGAUCAGUCGGUUUUUGAUGUGGACGUAUGGACCCUCACACGGUUUAUCAUGGAGACCGGGCGGCAGGUGAAGGGGUCCACCGGAGAGCUUACGCAGCUCAUCAAUUCAUUGUUAACAUCUGUUAAAGCUAUUUCAUCGGCAGUGAGGAAAGCAGGACUCGUUCACCUCCAGGGCCUCGCUGGAAAUGUGAAUGUCACAGGUGAUGAGCAGAAAAAGCUGGACGUGCUGUCCAAUAACCUGAUCAUCAACAUGCUGCAGGCCUCCUAUGGCACCUGCUUGCUGGUAUCUGAGGAGAACGAGGAUGCCAUCUUCACACCUGCUGAGAAAAGAGGCAAAUAUGUUGUCUGUUUUGACCCACUGGAUGGCUCAUCCAACAUUGACUGUUUGGCCCCUAUAGGCACCAUCUUCGCCAUUUACAAAAGAGCCUCUGAUGGUGAACCCAGUGAUAAAGAUGCUCUGCAGCCAGGCAGUCAGAUCGUAUGUGCGGGUUAUGCUCUUUACGGCAGCGCCACAUUGGUGGCUCUCAGUACAGGAACUGGAGUUAACUUCUUCAUGCUGGACCCAGCAAUAGGUGAAUUUGUUCUGACUGACAGAAACGUCAAGAUCAAGAAAAAGGGGAAGACCUACAGCAUCAACGAGGGCUACGCAAAGUAUUUUGAGCCUGCCGUGAAUGAGUAUUUAAAGCACAAGAAAUUUCCAGAGGAUGGCGGUGCCCCGUAUAGUGCCAGGUACGUUGGAUCUAUGGUAUCUGAUAUACACCGUACCCUUGCCUAUGGUGGCAUCUUCAUGUAUCCAGCCAAUGAGAAGAGUCCAAAAGGAAAGCUGAGGCUGCUGUAUGAAUGUAACCCCAUAGCUUUCCUCAUCGAGCAGGCUGGAGGCAUAGCCACGACAGGCACUCAGCGUGUCCUGGACCUUCAGCCGGAAUCACUGCACCAGAGGGCACCCUUUGUGGUGGGCUCCCCAGAUGAUGUGGAAGAAUACUUGUCAUUUGUCAAGAAACAUCAGAAAUAGUUAUUUGAUGUUGAUUUGAUCGGUUGAAAAACCUACAUGACAUCAAAUUGGCAUCCAAAACUUGUUUUUUGUAACAUGCUUGUUUCAGAGAGAGUAAUUAUUGUCCUUUUUUAAAAGAGAACCAAAUAAAAUUCCCAACAUUUCCA
Triplophysa dalaica is the source of this 1204-nucleotide messenger RNA. It is a transcript of the gene fbp2, whose product is annotated as fructose-1,6-bisphosphatase 2. The coding region runs from base 42 to 1058 and encodes 338 amino acids. The transcript is spliced from 7 exons. NCBI's taxonomy places the organism in Eukaryota, Metazoa, Chordata, Actinopteri, Cypriniformes, Nemacheilidae. Gene Ontology annotation, biological process: fructose metabolic process; fructose 1,6-bisphosphate metabolic process; gluconeogenesis. The record is from RefSeq and is a predicted model, not a curated record. Gene Ontology annotation, molecular function: fructose 1,6-bisphosphate 1-phosphatase activity. Gene Ontology annotation, cellular component: cytosol; cytoplasm.